AUAUUUGACGAAGGACAGUGAUUACUGGCCGGCUAACAAAUUGAUUUAUGUUGACACAGAUAAAAACACUAGAAAAAGUGUAAGGCCUAAAACACAUAAAUAAACUGAAAUUGAAAAAGUCUAUUACUAUUUUCUAUUUAAACACUUUCAUUGGAUCUCUAGCAAAAACCAAUUCGGUAAACUAAUAUUUCUGCUUAAUUAUAUUAGCAAACUUAAUUGGCUGGGUUUGGGCUUACGGGCUUUUUUAGCGUGAGCUUCCUAAUUGAUUUUAAAUGAAAUGUCCCAUUUGUCGUUGGUAUAAAACUGCCAAUCGAGGUGGCCGAAAGUCAACAGAUCCAAGAUGAACGGCUUGAGCAACAAACUCUUCGGGUGUCAGAUUAAAUUCGCCCUCAUUGUUGGCCUUUUGGUAUCCUUGGCCUGGGCACUUCCUGUCGAAGAUGAAAAGACGUCCCUAGCAGCCAAGGAAGACGCCGUGAACAACGAGUCGCCCAUUGAAGCUGCGCCGGUGGUGGAGGAAGCCGAAAACCUUGGACAGCUGCGAUUCCCACCGUUCAAUAACAAUGGAACCGGAUUUUUUGAAAGGUUCGGUGAAAAGUUCAGAAAUAAGAGGACUACAACUACCACUACAACCACCACCACAACAACUAAAGCUCCGGCUGGAAAAUAAGAAGGACCAACUGCUCAAACAAUUAAUACUUAAUAGUUUGUCGCCUACUUCAUAAAAAU
Molecule: messenger RNA, 726 nt
Organism: Drosophila takahashii
Lineage: Eukaryota; Metazoa; Arthropoda; Insecta; Diptera; Drosophilidae
Source: RefSeq, a predicted model, not a curated record